GUAGAAACUGGAUUAUUAGCGCUUACUCUACUAUAAGCAUAUCUUUAUUUUAAGCGCAUGCUCAACUGCAGGCUUUUUAUACUCGAAUUGUAGCGCUUUUCUAAUUACGCGAAGGUUAUUAGUGAAAUUUCAUUGUUUAUCUAGAAGGUAGUUAGCUUAACGCUUGUACAGUGCAUGAUAUAGCUAUAUAGCUGGUGAUAUCCAUCUGGAAGGACUCUCUGGGCAUGCUAGCUGUUACCUUAAUUGUCUGAUCAUGCUGAGAGAAUGUGAGACAUGGAUGAGGUCCUUUUAUUCCAAGUUCCUGGUCAAUAUGAAUGUUUUUAUAAAUUAAAUGAUGUAAAAUGAACUGUAAAAUGAACUGUAACAUAAUAGUACGAUAUAGAUCCAGUUAUAGGGUUGCCUGCUUGCCUUGCUUGCUCACUUUCUAGCCAGCUUGCGAGUCAGCUCUCAUCACAGAGACAUCUUAGUUACUGGCUGGGGCUCGAAAUGAUAGGCGCAUUCUCGAAUAUAAGCGUAUAGAGCUCUGCUAUUGACCCCAAAAGCGCAUGCGCUAAUAAUCCAGUUUCCACGGUAUCUGUUAUAUUUAUAACGUAGAAUGUAUACAUGUACUGUUGUCAGCAGUGAUGUACCUAGGAGUUUUGAAAUGGUGGCUAUUUUUCAAUGCUCAAUCUGUGUACUGUGUACUGGUAUACAUACAUACUGGGAUAGGUGUACAUACUGGGCAGUGUAGGUGUGCAUACUGGGAUAGGUGUGCAUACUGGGCAGUGUAGGUGUGCAUACUGGGAUAGGUGUACAUACUGGGCAGUGUAGGUGUGCAUACUGGGAUAGGUGUGCAUAGGGCUCAUCAGUUCUCACGGUUAAUUGUCUCUGUAGGUUGAAGAAUUUGCAAGAAUAGCAUAAUCGCAUAGAAUGGAUGGGGGCUGUGUCUUUGAAUAAGCUUAGAGCAAUUCUUUCACUGCUGAUCAUGCUUUUGAAUGAACUUAUCACAAAUGAAUUUUCAUAAAUUGAGCUGUAAACAAGCUCUCUGCUUUGGUUAUUAUAGCCAUGCAGUGCUUAAAACUACAUUAGAUCUAGCUAGCUAUAGUGUUGCAAUUCCAUGUAUUAGUAAUUCUUGUCUAACAAAGCGUUUUCAAUGGAAAAUAUCAACUAUUGUGUGAUGGUGGGUUGCCACAAUGCACUAGUAACUGCUGUCAAGAGUGAAGCUUGCUCACUAGCUGAUGCUUUGUUUGAGAAUGGAAUAUUUUCGGAGUGUCAAAAAGAUGAAAUACAAUCUGACAUCCCUCCAAUAGUCAGGGCAAGAAAACUGGUCACCUUUAUUGAGGAUAAAGUGAAGCAUUUUCCAGGGUCCUAUUUCAGUAUCAUCAGUAUUUUCAGAGAUAAAUCCGAGCAUCUUGGAAGCUUGGUCGAGUCACUGGAAGAUGAAAGGACGGAGCUACGAUUGAGAGACGGAGAUGCACAGUCUCAGCUGACGUAUGUGUCUCGAUUAUCAGAAGAUGAAGUGCACGACCUCAUUCGAUUGGAGUGCCAAUGUGGCAAGUGUGCGAUAGAAGAAUUUGUGGCUGGCAAGGAUUGCAGAAAAUCUUCUCAAAAGUCUGUGCCAAGACUCAGGAUCAUAACAUUUGAUUUGAGCUAUAAAAUGCUGAAUAGGCAAGAAAUGCGAUUUUCUGAUUACAAGCAUUAUCUGAAAGAACAAGACAAUGCGAUCCGUACGGAGUAUACUUCUCUUUUGUUAAACACAAUGCGAGAAUUGAAAACGAAACAUUCUUUGGAAAUUGCUAAGCAACGAGUACGUUCGCUGCUCGCACCGAAAGAUACGCUCGGAUCCCAAUAUAAACGAAUGUACAAGCGAGGAUUUGACAAGCGGUUGAGAGAUGUGCAAACAUACGAGGAACUUCAGAACUUUAUUGAGCAGUUUUGCUCCUGGUUCAAUAUCGACUUCAUUGCUGAUCUCAGGAAAGCACUUCUAGGUUAUGAUUCACAAGAUCCUGUCAUAAUAACUUACAAAGAGCAUUUGGUGAGAUAUCUACAGCGAUGUUGCUUUCAACUGACAGUAUUUGAUCCAGAAGGGCAAACGGAGCACAUUGAAAUUAUUUGUAAAAUGUCGACCGACUUUCACGAGAUAAAAGAGGAACAACUUGACAUCUUUGAACACAGACUCAGACAGGGCAUCUCUAUUCCAGUAUCUAAGAGAAGAAUUGCCGAGUCUGGUCAAGAGAUGAUAUUUUGUUUAAGAGAGCCACUUUCUCCAGCAACCACUAAAAAGCCCGAAGUCUUAGUAAACGUUGAUCAUCUCAAUCUUACUUACAAGGCAUUACAUGUUGCAAUCCCAUCUAAAAAUAAGUCCUUAUUCAAGUUUAUUCUUGUAUUCAUUGUCUUGAUCCUUAUCACUUGUGUACACGGGUUGAGUUUUGUCCCUGCUUACCAAACUAAAUCUCUUGGCUCAGUGAGAAUCCUCCCAGAAGAGAAUGUGGCACUUUCCAAAUAUAGUGUAUCUACGAACUGGUUUGCGGAUGAAAAAAUCUUUUUCACAAAACUUCCAUUGAGUGAUAACAGCUUAAUCACCAUCCAUGUUCGAAGGAACGGACCUCAAGACAAAGAAGUUACUAACUGCACUAUCUCGAGUAGUAACCAUAGUUGCUCAAUCCCACUGGCAGUGUUGUCCAAUGAAGUGUCCGUGAGCAUCUUCGCUUACUCAACUAGUUCAUCACUGCCUGUCAUUGAAUACGGGGGGGUAUAUGCAUACGUGCCAAUACGAGCCUAUCUAAUUUUAGGAAUUUUAGCUGUUUCGUAUUUUGUUGUUGGUUUCAUCAUAUAUAGUGCAUUAUGCGCAUUGUUUAAGAAGAAUUGUCUGAUUUGCUUCUUUAUCUAUAUGGUAGUGAAUUGUAUUCAUUGUGUUAUUUGCUUUGUGAUUAUUUUUAAUCCUUUGUCUCUUCCUUUAUAAAUUAAAAAAAAUAUCUAUGAUCAUAA
Molecule: messenger RNA, 2967 nt
Organism: Halichondria panicea
Lineage: Eukaryota; Metazoa; Porifera; Demospongiae; Suberitida; Halichondriidae
Exons: 2
Coding region: 1133-2941 (602 amino acids)
Source: RefSeq, a predicted model, not a curated record